Molecule: messenger RNA, 1036 nt
Organism: Desarmillaria tabescens
Lineage: Eukaryota; Fungi; Basidiomycota; Agaricomycetes; Agaricales; Physalacriaceae
Exons: 3
Coding region: 26-952 (308 amino acids)
Source: RefSeq, a predicted model, not a curated record
CUUGAGCUUACGACUUCGAACUCUGAUGUCGUCCACGCAUGAACAGCCUACUCAACAGCCCCAGCGGGUUAGAAAGCCUGCAUUCUCGGACUGGCCGACAAUAAAGAUACUGACGCCUCCCCAAGGACGUUUCUCUCCCAAAACCGACGAGUGGUGUAUAACGUACUGCACGCAGACGGUCAAGGGCCGUUUCAACAGCCAGGAACCUUCAUGCCGAUCUUUAUGUAUCCGACGGAUAUUUGCCCAUGAAGUCCGGAAUAUUGUAUCGUUCCGACGGCAUCAAGAUGUCGACGAGGAGGGCAAGGCAAAGUACCCACUACCUGCUGAGGGACAGCCCGUCAAUAUGCCUCGAUACUUAGGUGGGAAGGCGUCCUCGGAUACGGAUGAUGAGCCGACACCGCCGCCUGAACGGAAUAGGGCGACCAAGUACUGGGACGAGGGAUGGUAUUUAUGGACAAGCACCAGCCAUGUUUCGUCGGUGGAGAAGCUACAAAUGAUGAAGUAUGACCUACGGGGGCAGGUCCGGAGAGAGCACUACAAGGAGCAGAGAAAGGCGACCUGGCAGGAGUACCAGCAAUUCAUAGAACGCAAUGCUCAGCCAGUGCACUCUCCACUUCCCGACGGCGAACACAACAAAUGGUGGGGUGCCAUCGUGCCGCCUCCCCCAAUACCCGAUACAUCAUCACAUUCUUUGCUUAUACCAUUACCACCACAGAUGCCUCCAGCUUGGGAUGGUAUAAGUAAGCUACUGCAGCCGACACGGCGCGUUUUGACGAUCUUCCGAGACAGUCUCAUCGCUGGGGACCACUUGACGUUUGCAGGGAUGGUUUGGCGAAAAGCAUGGACAAAGGAGCCUUAUUUUCUUGUUCAACGGACGUUGGAAACUGCGCGUGAUAUGUGGAAGGGAGCUGGGAAGGAUGACAAUGAUGAUGAGAAAGAUAGCACACAUUAGCCUGAUGUAUAUUAUAAUAAUAGAGGACACUAUUCUGUAUAUCGUUAAUACCACUCCAUACAUAACGGAGAAGGAAAGAAAGAC